This is a messenger RNA of Closterium sp. Naga37s-1, 918 nucleotides long. Lineage: Eukaryota; Viridiplantae; Streptophyta; Zygnematophyceae; Desmidiales; Closteriaceae. The record is from the annotation of a GenBank genome assembly.
AUGGCUCUUUUCUCCUCCAUUAUCGCCUCCUCCUCUGCCUUUCUCCUCCACGCGGCUGUCGCCUGGUGGGAGGAUGACGUGGCAGCGUUCCUGGCAGGGAUGGGUCGCACGCUGGCAGCAACAGCCCUCGUCGCAGCAGCCAUGGUUCUAUCCCACAUCAACUCCCUUGGCCUUGAGAUGGACAUGCUCUUUUCCUCCCUCAGGGCCUUCCUUCAGCUCUGCGCCAUCGGCUUUGUACUCAAUUUUGUCUUCUCCAUUACCGGGAUAGUCUCGGUGCCUCUCAUCUUCCUCACCUUCUGCUUCAUGGUUACCAUCGCGGGGGUUACUGCAGCCUCCCGUGCUUCCCUCCCGGCUCUUCGUCUUGUCACCUGUGCGUCCAUCUUCAUCUCCUGCUCUGUCUCCCUCGUCGCGCUGCUCCUCCUUGGCAUCUUCCCGGCCACGCCACGCUUCCUCAUUCCAGUUGCGGGGAUGCUUGUAGGCAAUGCAAUGACGGCCACAGGGGUGGCACUGCGCAGAUUGCGAGAAGAUCUCAAAUCAAGCGCAGCACAAGUGGAGGCCGCAUUGGCAUUGGGAGCCAAUCCCAUGCAAGCAGCAGCAACACUCAGGAGGCGAGCGCUGGUAGUCGCUCUGGCUCCUCUCCUUGACUCUACCAAGACUGUGGGUUUGAUUUCCCUGCCGGGAGCUAUGACUGGGCUGAUUAUGGGUGGUGCUUCCCCGUUUGAAGCCACGCACUUGCAGAUUAUAGUCAUGUAUAUGCUGAUGGCAGCAGCCACUGGGAGCAGUGUGCUGGCGGUUUCCUUUGCGUGGGGACAUGGCUCCUUCAGAUGCAAACAACAGUCGACUGCCGUUCCGUUGCUGCCAACCAAACGACCUGCGAUUUCUAAAAAGAAGCUGAUUAGCUCUUUUAACAACGCCUAG